UCAGAAUCAAAGAUCUAAUCUACAUCUACAUUCACACCUACAUCUAUCAGUAUCCUAUUACAGGAAUAAGCAAAGAAGAAGAUGGCAUCCAACACCAACCCCGGAAACUUCGCCAACCGGAGCCACGACGAAGUGUCCGACAUCGCCAAGAAGGGCGGCCAGUCGUCGCACUCGGGUGGAUUUGCCAGUAUGGAUCCUUCUAAGCAGCGCGAUAUCGCGUCUCAAGGUGGUCAGGCGUCCUCUGGUAGUUUCCAGCCUGGGGAUCCGAGAGCUCGCGCGGCGGGACAAAAGGGUGGUUCGAAGAGUCAGUAUGAUCAGGAGGCUCCGGAGGAGUAAAUUCAUCCCUUUUGGAUAUGAUGAAGGCAAUUGGGUUAUAUUAUCCAUUGGAUUUGGCUGAUGUGAUGAAUGUUUAUGGGUUAUGUAUUUGAAAGUGGUGUGAUUGACACCUACAAUAUGAUAGUAAAUAAUCUAUGUGAAAUGUAUCAAGUGUGGUCUACAA
Messenger RNA from Aspergillus ibericus CBS 121593, 499 nucleotides. RefSeq names its product general stress protein. The coding region runs from base 82 to 336 and encodes 84 amino acids. The record is from RefSeq and is a predicted model, not a curated record. The transcript has 2 exons. Lineage: Eukaryota; Fungi; Ascomycota; Eurotiomycetes; Eurotiales; Aspergillaceae.